Molecule: messenger RNA, 333 nt
Organism: Ilex paraguariensis (yerba mate)
Lineage: Eukaryota; Viridiplantae; Streptophyta; Magnoliopsida; Aquifoliales; Aquifoliaceae
Source: the annotation of a GenBank genome assembly
AUGGCAAAAGGGCUGAUAUGGGCAACGGCAGAGGAUUUGGCAAGAAACAGAGGGCGGGUUUUGUCUCUUUAUCGACAAAUACUGCGAAGCCUCAACUCACCUGAUUUGCCACUGAAUUUAGCAGCAAGGCUGUCCAAGAAAGCGGAGGUUCGUGCCAUUUUCAUGCUGGCUGCGGAGGAGCAAUCUCUCCACAACAUUGAAGAUCUUAUUGAUACUGCUGAAGGUUGUGAACUAGUUUGUCAUAUUCAUAAUGCUGUUGAUAUGCUCUUGAAGGCAAAAUCAGAAAACAGGAAAGGAUUGGAAAUGCCCAUCUUGAUUUCUUACCUAGACUGA